This is a messenger RNA of Rhododendron vialii, 2005 nucleotides long. RefSeq names its product mitotic checkpoint serine/threonine-protein kinase BUB1. The coding region runs from base 188 to 1780 and encodes 530 amino acids. Gene Ontology annotation, biological process: mitotic spindle assembly checkpoint signaling; protein phosphorylation; meiotic sister chromatid cohesion, centromeric. Lineage: Eukaryota; Viridiplantae; Streptophyta; Magnoliopsida; Ericales; Ericaceae. The transcript has 14 exons. Gene Ontology annotation, molecular function: ATP binding; protein kinase activity. The record is from RefSeq and is a predicted model, not a curated record.
ACGCCUGUCCACAACGUUUAUUUUUUAUUUUUUUGUUGGGUGUUCAAAAUUCUCGCAUGAUCCAAACACCGCAUAGCCCAACACUUUCCCCGCCUCGUUUGAAUCCUCAAACCAUUUCUUCCACUGUUCAGUUCCACUCCUUCGAUCUGCACAUGCUAAUCUAGAGAGAGAGAGAGAGAGAGAGGACAUGGCCGUGAUUAGCAGAGAUCGAACGGACAAAGAUUCCCCCGUCCACGACCCUCUCCUGCCAUGGCUCCGGUCAAUUAAGAAAUCGCUUGAUGCUCUCAACUCAUCCGACCAUGGCGGCACAGAUCUCGAUGAGCUCAUAUCAAAUUGCAUCAGGACAUUCAAGACUGACGGACGGUACCGAAACGACGUCAGGUUUCUCAAGAUAUGGUUUCUACAUAUGGAUGCUAGCCCUGAUUUCGAAAGCGUUUUCAGAGAAAUGGAGCAGAAUCAGAUGUGUGUGAACAAUUCUAUGUUGUACGAGUCAUAUGCGUUGUUUCUGGAAGCAAAGGGGAAGUUGACUGAUGCACUUGUGGUUUAUCAAUUAGGCAUUUCAAGAAAUGCUGAGCCACUAGAGAGGUUGAAGAAGGCAAAGGCUUUAUUCUGCGAUAGAAUGUCUGAAAUAGUAAAUGCUUGUUCACUUGAGAAGAAGGGUGAUACUGGUUCUAUAGAGAAUGAUAAAAGUUGUAUUAAUCCAUGGUCAAUCUCGAUUGUUAAGGAUCUAUUGCGGAAGAUGCAUUCUGAAAUAUCAAAAUACGAUGGAUACCAUUCAAGUACUAAAGCUUAUUCGGGAAAAGUGGCCUUGUCUUCUUUGCAAAAAUCAGCAAGGAAUAAAGUUGUUGAGAUAGGUGGAAAGAAAUACCAGAUCAAAGGCUGUGCAGGCCAAGGUGGAUUUGCUCAAGUGUUCAAAGCAUAUGUGAACAGUAAUCCUGAUGAUGUUGUUGCGUUGAAGAUACAAAAGCCAGCUUUUCCUUGGGAGUUUUACAUUUAUCGUCAACUUGAUAAACGGAUCCCUGAUAAGGAGAGGUCAAGCUUUGGUUGUGCGCACAGAGUUCAUCUGUAUUCUGACUACAGUAUACUUGUCUGUGACUAUUUAUCACACGGGACACUCCAGGAUGCUAUAAACUCUAGUGUGGUGAUUGGCGAGUUCAUGGAAGAAGUUCUAUGUAUGUACUACACAAUAGAGAUGCUUUACAUGCUGGAAACUCUGCAUUCUGCUGGCAUGGUUCAUGGUGACUUCAAGCCGGAUAAUCUGCUUAUUCGCUAUCCUAGGGAUGACCUUACCGAAGAUGGUUUUCGUGACCGUACAGGCCCUUGGCUUGAUCAGGGGCUUUGUCUUGUGGAUUGGGGGAGGGGAAUAGACCUGAGUCUUUUUCCUGACAAGACAGAGUUUAAGGGAGACUGUCGGACUUCUGGUUUUCGUUGUGUCGAAAUGCAAGAGAACAAGCCCUGGACUUUCCAGGUGGACACUUAUGGCCUCUGUGUCAUUGUUCAUAUGAUGCUGCACAAUUCAUACAUGGAAAUUGACAAGAAAUCAUCUUCCGAUGGUGGCUAUUUGUAUCUGCCCAAAUCAUCCUUCAAACGCUAUUGGCAGGUUGAUCUGUGGAAGAAUCUUUUCACGAAACUGCUUAAUGUGAACCCCAGUGAGAAUCAUAAGGAGUUAUUGAAGAAUUUGAGGGAGUCAUUCCAGGAUUACAUUUGCUCAAAUCCUUCACUGAUAAAAAUGCUAAAGCAGUUACUGGUGAAGCAAAGAACUUCCUUGUGUUCUGCUUAGUCCAUUUCCGACAAAUAUUUCUCCAGAUCUUCGUCCAAUCCUGCAACGGUGGACGUUAUUUCUGAUGAUCCUUCCAAUUGUCUGUGUGUACAGCAAUACAUAUGGUCCCCUGCUUGUGUGUCGACAAGCAAACUUGAGAACCUGACACUUUUUCAUUGAUCACAUGAUUUAUGGCUCAUGCAUAACUUCUUGUUGUUCAAUCAAUUGCUUUUCAUUUGCUCGACC